Molecule: messenger RNA, 4577 nt
Organism: Closterium sp. NIES-67
Lineage: Eukaryota; Viridiplantae; Streptophyta; Zygnematophyceae; Desmidiales; Closteriaceae
Source: the annotation of a GenBank genome assembly
CUCCAGUACUGUUCUUUUCCUUCCCUAGUGGCCAUUAGUUCCUAAUAGCCGUUCACGCUUCCAUGCUCGCAUCGUGCUGACUAUUGCCUUGUAAAAGAGAAGCGUCUAAUGACACACGCUUAAGGGCGAAUCGCCUAUGGCGUGCGGCAGUGUCCGCAAGGCCCUCACAGAUCUCACACCGCCUCCCGCGCUGAUACAACGCCGUGAAGCCGCGGACCUCCCGUCAGCUCUCUGCUCUCGUUACCGUGUCGCAGCUUCUUGCGCAACACCUGCGGGAGCUCGCGUAGGACGAACCCAGCCGCGGCGAGGCUCUGGUUGACUUGACCCUCUUUUUGCCACGGUGGUUAAGGGAGCGGGGUGCUACGUCGCAUGACGCCAUCUGCCAGGGGUAGGAGUGAGGGCCAGUCAUGGCCGCCACCAGAUACCACCUCCACCAAUCCCACCAGCGCCACCAGAAACGGCACCACCACCAGCGGCGCCAGCAGCAACGGCGGCAGCAGCAGCGGUACCUUUCCCGCCACCUCCUCCCCCACCGACACAGCCACAGCACCGCCACCACCAGCGCCGCCGCCGACGGUGACGGCGGAAAACCCAGAGGUCGCGACACACUCUGGAGAAGGCGAAUGGGAUGUCAUCCGAGGGGACCCGAGUUCCUUAAUUUCCGCUCUACUGCCCGAACCAACCAAUCGUCUCUUGGAGAAUGCAACGGCGUUCCUUGGGGAUUUUGCCUCCAGAACUGGCCAGGUUUUUUCGGGAGCGACCGUUCUCGACCAGCCUGACGCUGCCACGUGUCCCAUUUCGAGAUUACCAGAUGACGUAUUGCACUACAUCUUCUCCCUGGUUCAGCGGCAUAACUCCGUGCAUUCUCCCUUCCACUCGCUGCUCUGCCCUCGCUCGCACUACCACUCUCCCUCUCACUCUCACUCCCAUUCCCACUCCCACUCUCUCUCCCACUCCCCCGUUCACUCCCCCUCGCACUCCCCCUCGCACUCCCCCUCGCACUCCCCCUCGCACUCCCCCCCAUGCUGCUGCUGUUGCGCCUUCCUCCCCUGCCCCCUUCCCCCUCCCCCUUCCCUCGCCCACGCGCUCGUGUGCCGCGCCUGGCUCCCCCUCGCUUGCCACUCCCUCGUCUCCGCCUGCCUUCCCCCCAGCGCGGGGCUCCCCCUGCGCGCGGUGCUCCGCCUGCUCCGCCAGUGCCGCGAGCUACGCAGUUUGAUAGUCCCGCCGGGGAGCAUUGUAUGGCGGCGGAAGGGGGGGAGGCGGGGGAAGGGAGGGGCGGCGUCGGGGGCAGGCGGAAUGUGCAGGGGAGGGGGAGGGGCAGGAGAAGGCGGAGGGGAAAGGGGAGAAGGAGUGGCGGGGCGGAAAGCGGGGUGGAGCGGGGUAGCGGAAGUAGGGCAUGAGAGGGAGAUAGUUGCCUCUGGGGGAGCGGGGGAAGGAACUGUCGCGGAGGUAUCAGCGGGAGGACCAGCGGCGGCAGCUGCGGUUAAAGAGGCAGGGAGCGGAAUAGGGGGAGGAGAGGGGGAAUGGUGGCGGGUUAGGGGAGAGCUGGGGGAGCGGAUGAGGGGAGAAGAUGGGGUGCGAUGGGGAAGCGAGCAUGUGUGGGGGGGGCAUGGGGAGGAGAGCGGGAUGUGGUCGGGCAGUGGCAGGCUUACUCCGUGCAUCUCCUUCCCUCACGUUAAUUCACCCCACACUGGACACAUCGACCUCUGGCGUUCCGCGCUACCUAACCCCAACCCAGACCCGAACCCUAACGCUAACCCUAGCCCAGCCACUCCCCUCUCCCUUUCCUCUCCCUCCUCGGCCCGCCCAUGGCCUUCAUUCCCGUUCUCCCCUCCUCCGACACCCUCCAACGCCCAUAGUAGCCCGUGCAACAUCUCUUCUCCCUCUUCUCCUCCCUACUCCCCUUCCUCUCCCUCCUCUCCCUUCCUUCCGCCUCCUCCCCCUCCUCUCGCAUCCUGUUCUUUUUCUCUUCUCCCCCACACGACCCACUCGGGUAACCACCAUCAUAAGCACCACCAGCACCACCACAACCACAGCCAUCGCCAGAUUCCCCAGGACCCUCUCGACCUCUUCUUCUCCCGCCUGUCCUCCCUGCCUCUCCUCUCCCACCUCUCCCUCCUCUCCCUCCCGGCCUCAUUCCUCUCGCUGCCCGACUCCAUCUCCAAGCUCUCCUCCCUGCGCUCUCUCCGCCUCGGGCAGCUUACACGGGCAGCUGAAGGUGAAAAUUCCGGCGUACCUUGCAGCAAUGGCUUAGCAUCAGCGUUGGACCUUCUGGCGCCAGCAGCCCAGCCGCUGCUGCUGCAGGCUCUGCAGCAGCAGAGCACCACCAGUAGCAGGAGCAGCAACAGCGGUGGUUGCAGUGACAGCAGCAGUGGUGACGGCGGCUGUCAGCUGGUGUUUCUCCCAGACGCUCUAGGGUUGCUGACUCGCCUAGAGGAGCUGUCGGUGGGCAGCGAUGCUCUCGAGUGCCUGCCGGACUCCGUUCAACGGCUGGCCUCCCUGCACUGCCUCUCCCUCUCCUCUCCCAUGCUUUCAUCAGCCCAGUUCCUCACUCCUAUCCCGUCCCCACCACCACUAUCACCAACGACAGCAACAGGCGCAGUAGCAGCAGCAGGAGGAGGAGGAGCAGGAGCAGGAGCAGGAGCAGGGGCAGGGGCAGCAAUAAACAACCCCCUCCAAACUCCCAUGCUCCCCACUUUCCCACGCCUCUCCACUCUCUAUCUCGACACGCCAAGCCUGUUUUCUCUCCCUGAUCAACUUGCACUCAGCUGCCCGUCCAUGAAGUUUCUCCAUCUAAUUAACUGCCAAAAUCUUUCGUACCUGCCCGCCACCAUCCACCAGCUGUCCCAAUUGGAGCGCCUGGAGCUCCUCAACUGCACGGGAAUUUCGUACCUGCCCAGCAACUUGGGCAGCCUGGAACGUCUCAAGUGGCUGGCUCUGGGGUGUCCAAAUGUUUUGACGCUCCCCGAUUCCCUUGGAUCGCUGAUUGAGCUGCGCCACUUUUUCCUCCUCUCCUCUGGCUGCUCCAGGCUGCCUACAAAUUUCGGGCAGAAGCUGACAAAACUCAAAACGCUUGCCCUUUCCAAGUGCAGGGACUUGCUUGAGCUGCCCGUACAUCUCGGGCAGCUGGAAAGACUCAAAACCCUUUUCAUUUCUGACUGCUGGCGGCUGCAGCGGCUGCCCAAGGGAUUCUUCUCCCUGCCCAUGCUGCGAACCCUAAUCAUAUACCAGUGCGACGCACUCAACAUUAAAGCUGAAACUUUUGACCACUGCCCACAGCUGCGCUUUCUGAGCCUUGAAUUCUGCCCGUCCCUUCCCAGCCUCCUCUACUCCAUCAUGACCCUCCCCUCUCUCUCGAGACUCCGACUCCGUCCCUUCAAGCACUCAAACCUCCACGAUAAAAGCAUCAUCUGCCAUCUCUCUGUGCUCGAUCUCGCACACUUCCAAGGGCUGCCCGAAAACUUAUGUGCUCUGACUGGCCUCCGGGCGCUCCAUUUUAACGAUGUGACCAAGAUUCCGCACCUGCCGCCCAGUUUUAACCACCUGACGGCGCUCAAAGUGCUCACCUUCGAAUUUUGCGACAUUGUCGUCCUGCCCGCUGAGUUCGGGCAGCUGAAACAUCUUGAGCUGCUGAGCUUCCAGGAGUGCCCGCAUUUGAAAUCUUUCGGGCAAUCGUUUGGACUGCUACCUAAUCUCGCUAUUCUCAUAGCCUCUAAGUGUCCAUCCCUCCUCUCCCUGCCACAAAACAUUGGGAAAUUGCGCUCUCUGCGCAAGCUCGUAAUUUCAGACUGCCCGAACCUGCGGGGCCUGCCAAUGUCCUUCAGCUCUCUGACCAACCUUGUGCUUCUUAAGCUGCCCGAGGGAGAUGACGUGAAGCUGCCCGAAAGCCUUUCACACUUGACAGCACUACAACGCCAGGAACAGCAGCAACAUCAGCAGAGCAGCGGAGAGGGGGGAGCGGGGUCUGCAUGUGUGCAGCAGUCACUGCAGGCAAGGGAGGGAUGUGGAGGAGGAGGAGGGGGAGGAGGAGGGGGUGGAGAAGGAGGAAGGAGAGUUCAGUCCGGUAGAGCGCACCAUGAAGCGGUUUGAGGAGGCAUUUGACAGUGACUCGUGACUUGUGACUCGUGCACACCCCUGACACGCACCUGACGCAUACACGCCUAACACCCGCCUGCAAGUCUGCAAGCACCAUUCUCACAGACACUAUCCAGCACUGUGGUCCGAACCGAACGGCAUUCUCCUUUACUCGUGACACUGGAAAAUCGCAUUCACGUGACAUUACGCUGUGUUACACAGCACAGCAUCAACGCUAGGGUCAUUGAUCAGACGAAAUCCGUCUGAUGGUCUGAAAAACAGACCGUUUUUUUGUGUUUUGUCUGAUAUUUUGAUGGGCCAAAACAUUUCGUUUGAACAUUCAGAAAUGGUUGAAGUUUCCAUCUGAAUUUUUAGACACUGUAGAGCUUUGUCUGAGAUUUCAGACCAGGGCCUCAGAUUACAGGCUUUUUACCCUGAUUCAGGGUAAAAUCAGGGUGUUUUUUAGGGGUGACCCUGAUGAGACAGGGUUUUUUUUUAACACG